CACUUUGUUACUUUCACGCGAGCAGUGCACAUUUUGAACCGUCAAAAUGUACAGGCUCUUUAUAUUUGCCUUUGUGAUCGCAGCCGCAACGUGCCAACAGCAAGAGGGGGGCAGACGAGUCCCCAAAUACGCGGGAGACCCGAAAACAGCAGCUAUCGUGCAGGAAGCGCGAUACCUCAGUGGAAACGGAGCUUUCGGUGCCGCCUACCAACAGGAAGAUGGAAUCAACUUCAAAGAGGAAACUGACGCCGACGGCAACAGGAGAGGCAGCUACUCCUACAUCGACCCCAGUGGUCAGAGGAAAACAGUGAACUACGUUGCGGGCAAGAACGGAUUCCAGGCCAGCGGUGACCAUAUCCCGACCGCGCCCCAAGCAGCCGCGCCCACUCCCGGAUACACCCCGGACCCCCGUUACAACUCACCGGAUUACAAAUCUCAACAGUACAGUGCUCCCCAACAAUACGUGGCUCCUGAGCCAGUGCGCAACUAUGGCGGCAAACCCAACGAGGAUGACGGUCAGUACCACCCAGAGUUGUACGAACAGAACUAUGAGGCGCCCCAGCAACAGUACCAACCUCAGCAGAACUACCAGACCCAGGCGCAGUACCAGCCGCAGCCGCAGCCCCAGUACCAGCCUCAACCCCAGUACCAGGCUGAGCCUCAAUACCAGAGCAACAACAUCUACCCGGGCACGCAGCAGGCGCAGUACAGCGGUCUGCCCUCAUCCCAGUACUCGCAGCCCAUCCAGUACUCGCAGCCGGCCCAGCCCGCUCGCCAGCAAUACUACGAGCCCACGACGCAGCAGCCCACCCGCUUCUUCCCCCCCGGCAAGUUCAGUCUGAACAGAGCACCCGACGGCUACACCUACUCCUUCCACAAAGUAUAAAUCUAAUUUAUAAAGAGGGCUCCGGCGAUUUGUAAAGGCUGAAACACGUAAAAAGCACGCAUCAAUUAGCAACUCGCCGAGUCAUCGAGGGGCGGCUGUGUGUGAACUCCGCUCAAAAGCAUUUCUUAAUUGUUGUUUGCUGUGAUAUUGUGAGUUAAUGGACAGGUAUACAUAUGUGGUUCGUUAUUGUUAUUCGCUGGAAGGUUUGCGGGCCGAAUGUGCGUCAGUUCACUUAACUGAACUUUGUAAAUAAACUUAGAUUUACACAACAA
Helicoverpa zea (corn earworm) is the source of this 1158-nucleotide messenger RNA. It is a transcript of the gene Cpr100A, whose product is annotated as activating signal cointegrator 1 complex subunit 2 homolog. The coding region runs from base 47 to 886 and encodes 279 amino acids. Gene Ontology annotation, molecular function: structural constituent of chitin-based larval cuticle. NCBI's taxonomy places the organism in Eukaryota, Metazoa, Arthropoda, Insecta, Lepidoptera, Noctuidae. Gene Ontology annotation, cellular component: chitin-based extracellular matrix. The transcript has a single exon. The record is from RefSeq and is a predicted model, not a curated record.